AGGCAGAGCGCGUCGCUGCGAUUGGAGACGUUUUUGGUUUUCCUCCCUCUGUGGAUGAGAGAGAUAGAUAGAGAGAGAGAGAGAGAGAGAGAGAAAGAGAGAGAGAGAGAGAGAGCUGUGCAGCCGCAGCCGCCGAGGAGAAAGGAGACGCGGGAGCGCAGGAGUUUUAUCCCAAGUUCACGGCAGCAGGUCGUGGAGACAGCGACCUGCUUCUCAGGGAAACAUCCUUGAGAACGCACGUACACUCACAAAGAAGCACACGCACGCCAACGAUCUCACACCGGCAACAUGCAGGAGUCUGAGCCGACGGUGUGCCAGCUGCAGCCCAACAUCAUCUCAGUGCGUCUUUUCAAAAGGAAGGUUGGCGGUCUGGGUUUCCUGGUGAAGCAGAGGGUGUCCAAGCCACCUGUCAUCGUGUCAGAUCUCAUCCGCGGUGGCGCAGCGGAGGAGUGCGGCCUGGUGCAGGUGGGCGACAUCGUCCUGGCCGUCAACAACAAGCCCCUGGUGGACAUCUCCUACGAGCGGGCCCUGGAGACGCUGAAGAAUGUGUCGCCCGAGAGCCACGCCGUGCUCAUCCUCCGGGGGCCUGAGGGCUUCACCACCCACCUGGAGACCACCCUGUGUGGAGACGGCCGCCAGCGCACAGUGAGGGUGACGCGCCCGGCCUUCCCGGCCUCGAAGUCCUACGAGCACUGCUCCCCUCUCAGUCCGUUCAGCCCCGGGCAGCAGCAGCAGGUCAACAAGGAGCCCCAGCUCAGGGCCAUAGAGAACCUGUCCUCGCCGUCCAUCACCCAGUCCUUCCUGCAGAGGGGAGGCAUACAGGCCCAGGACCCCCUGCUGAUGAGGGACGGGGGCCGCGGGGCUCUCUUGUGCAACGGGCUGGAGGAGAACAACGAGCUGCUGAAGGAGAUCGAACCGGUGUUGCGGCUCAUCAAGAACAGCAAAAAGGAGAUCAAUGGAGAGGGCCAGAGGAAUGCAGGGAGAAGGGACGCCGAGAUUCAAGUGGCCUGGGACCUUGGCGUGGGAAAUGGCACAUCUCCCCAGCUGGCGUCAGAUAACGACAGGAUGCUGGAAAACACGCCGGUGGUGUUCAACAACACUGACAAGCCCCCGGAACAGGGCAGCGCCUCACCGACUAAGACCCUGCAGAAUGGCAGUCCCUCCAAAUGCCCCCGAUUCUUAAAGAUCAAGAACUGGGAGACCGGCACCGUCUACAGCGACGUUCUCCACCACAGCUCCAGCAAGAUGCCAAUCUGCACUGAGAACGUGUGCAUCGGCUCCGUGAUGAUACCCAACCAGCACGCCCGCAAACCAGACGAGGUCCGAUCCAAGGAGGAGCUUCUUCCGCUGGCCACGGACUUCAUCGAUCAGUACUACACCUCCAUCAAAAGGUAUGGCUCUAAGGCCCAUGUGGACAGGCUGGAGGAGGUCACCAAGGAAAUUGACGCUUCGGGAACAUACCAGCUAAAAGACACUGAACUGAUCUAUGGAGCCAAGCAUGCGUGGAGGAACGCUGCCCGGUGUGUCGGGAGGAUUCAGUGGUCCAAACUACAGGUCUUCGAUGCUCGAGACUGCACAACAGCUCACGGAAUGUACAACUACAUCUGUAACCACAUCAAGUAUGCCACCAACAAAGGCAACCUGAGGUCAGCCAUCACUAUAUUUCCUCCGAGGACAGAUUGCAAACACGACUUUCGGGUGUGGAACAGUCAGCUGAUUCGUUAUGCAGGCUAUAAACUGCCUGAUGGACACAUCGUGGGAGACCCUGCUAACGUUGAAUUUACCGAGAUCUGCAUGCAGCUGGGGUGGAAAGCUCCUAAGGGCCGUUUCGACGUCCUUCCCCUCCUGCUGCAAGCCAAUGGAAAUGACCCUGAGCUGUUCGAGAUCCCUGAAGACCUCAUCCUGGAGGUGCCGAUUACACACCCAAAGUACGAGUGGUUCAAAGACUUGGACCUGAAGUGGUACGGCCUCCCGGCAGUCUCCAACAUGCUGCUGGAGAUCGGCGGCCUGGAGUUCACUGGCUGCCCCUUCAGUGGGUGGUACAUGGGCACAGAGAUUGGCGUGAGGGAUUUCUGUGACAGCUCACGCUACAACAUUCUGGAGGAGGUUGCUGACAAAAUGGCCUUAGACACCAGGAAGACUUCCUCUCUGUGGAAAGACCAGGCGCUGGUGGAGAUCAACAUUGCUGUUCUCUACAGCUUCCAGUCGUGCAAAGUGACCAUAGUGGACCAUCACUCAGCGACCGAGUCCUUCAUGAAGCACAUGGAGAACGAGUACCGGGUGCGAGGUGGUUGUCCCGGCGACUGGGUGUGGAUCGUGCCUCCCAUGUCAGGAAGCAUCACACCAGUCUUCCACCAAGAAAUGCUCAACUACCGCCUCACCCCCUCCUUCGAGUACCAGGCUGAUCCGUGGAAUACCCAUGUGUGGAAAGGUGUCAACGGGACACCCACAAAGAAAAGAGCCAUUGGAUUCAAGAAGCUCGCCAAGGCUGUGAAGUUUUCGGCCAAGCUCAUGGGCCAGGCCAUGGCCAAGCGAGUGAAAGCCACCAUCCUGUUUGCAACAGAGACGGGCAAAUCGCAAGAUUACGCCAAAACUCUGUGUGAAAUCUUCAAGCACGCGUUUGACGCAAAGGUCACGUCGAUGGAUGAGUAUGAUGUGGUCGACCUUGAGCACGAGACGCUGGUGUUAGUAGUGACCAGCACAUUCGGCAACGGUGACCCACCAGAAAAUGGAGAGAAAUUUGGAGCUGCCUUAAUGGAGAUGCGUCACCCAACGUCCAACACAGAAGACAGGAAGAGCUACAAGGUCCGUUUCAACAGCGUCUCCUCGUACUCUGACACACGCAAGUCCUCCAGUGAUGAGCCAGAGACUAGAAUCAACUUUGAGAGCACCGGGCCUCUGGCUAAUGUCAGGUUCUCAGUGUUUGGCCUUGGCUCCAGGGCCUACCCACACUUCUGCGCCUUUGCCCACGCUGUGGACACGCUGUUUGAGGAGCUGGGGGGGGAACGCAUCCUACGCAUGGGAGAAGGAGACGAGCUGUGUGGUCAGGAGGAGUCGUUCAGAACCUGGGCCAAGAAGGUUUUUAAGGCCGCCUGUGACGUGUUCUGCGUCGGCGAUGACGUGAACAUCGAAAAGGCCAACGACUCCUUGAUCAGCAACGACCGCAGCUGGAAGAAGAGCAAGUUCCGCAUGACGUACACGGCCGAGGCCCCGGCGCUCACAGAUGCUUUGCACAGCAUUCACAAGAAGAAGGUUUAUGGAGCAAAGAUGCUGGAAUCUGAAAACCUACAAAGUCAGAAAUCCAAUCGCUCCACCAUAUUUGUGCGGCUCCACACAAACAACCACGACAGCCUGAGCUACCAUCCCGGCGACCAUCUGGGCAUCUUCCCUGGCAACCAUGAGGACCUGGUUACCGCUCUCAUCGACAAACUGGAGGACGCUCCGCCUGUCAAUCAAAUUAUCAAAGUGGAGUUCCUGGAUGAGAGGAACACGGCUCUAGGUGUAAUCAGCAACUGGACCAACGAGACUCGUAUCCCUCCCUGCACCAUCUACCACGCCUUCCAGUACUUCCUGGACAUCACCACCCCACCGAGCCCUGUGCUGCUGCAGCAGUUCGCUGCUCUGGCAACCAACGACAAACAGAAGAAGAAACUGGAGGUCCUCAGCAAGGGCUUGCAGGAGUAUGAGGAGUGGAAGUGGUACAACAAUCCGACUCUGGUAGAGGUGCUGGAAGAGUUCCCCUCUAUCCAGAUGCCGUCCACUCUGCUGCUCACCCAGCUGCCGCUGCUGCAGCCUCGCUACUACUCCAUCAGCUCCUCUCCAGAGCUGCACCCAGGAGAGAUCCACCUCACCGUCGCUGUGGUCUCUUAUCGCGCCAGAGAUGGAGAGGGACCCAUCCACCAUGGAGUGUGUUCAUCGUGGCUCAACAGGAUAGAGAAGGGGGAGAUGGUGCCGUGUUUUGUCCGAGGUGCACCAUCUUUCCAACUUCCCAAAGACAACCAGGCACCUUGUAUCCUGGUGGGUCCAGGAACAGGUAUCGCCCCGUUCAGGAGCUUCUGGCAACAAAGACUGUACAACCUUGAACACAAUGGGAUUGAAUCGUGCCCCAUGAUCCUGGUGUUCGGUUGUCGGCAGUCAGAGAUGGACCACAUCUACAAGGAGGAGACGGUCCAGGCCAAGAACAAAGAGGUUUUCAAGGAGCUGUACGCGGCCUAUUCCAGAGAACCCGGCAAACCAAAGAAAUACGUACAGGAUGUACUGCGCGAGCAGCUGUCAGAGACGGUGUACCAGUGCCUGAGGGAGGAGGGAGGACACAUCUACGUGUGCGGUGAUGUUACGAUGGCCGGAGAUGUUCUCAAGACCAUCCAGCAAAUCAUCAGGCAGCAGGGCAACAUGAGCCUGGAGGACGCCGGCUUCUUCAUCAGCAAGCUUCGGGAUGAGAAUCGCUACCACGAGGACAUCUUUGGUGUCACCCUGCGCACCUAUGAGGUCACCAACCGUCUUCGUUCCGAGUCCAUCGCUUACAUUGAGGAGAGCAAAAAAGACUCAGAUGAGGUUUUCUGCUUGUAAGUCUAUGAAUCGGGGGGGCUUUCCGACAACAACCAGUCUGGAGGAUGCAGCAACACUGGUUGAAGAAUACUGUGCCAAUUUUUGUACUGUAAAAAAAGUUUUUCUUUCUUUCUUUCUUUCUUUUUUUAUAUACCACUUUAAUGUUUCUGUUGGGCUCUGCGAUUUUGUCUGUAGCAAGUUGGAAAUGUUCUGUUCUCUGAGAAUCUGUUUUGCUUGUCGAUGAUUCUUCCAAAAAUUAUAAAUUGAUCAUUUUUGAUUUCAUAAUGUGUGAACCUAGUGUAAUGACCUGCCUCAUUGUGAAUGCAUGACCAAGACAAGAAUAUACUAAACAAAUAUAAUAUACUCUGUGUUAUUGUUACAGUGAAAAUGAUUUUAUCGAGGUUUUAUAUUUGCAAGGGGGAAUGUGUGGCUUCGAUUACAGAAACAGAAAUUUAUGAAGUUGAUUUCACUGAUUCAUCAAGAACCAGGACUGAUCGAAGUUAUUUGGGCUGUUGUGCUGUUUAUUCUUUUACAUCAGAGGCUGUAGUUUCAGAAAAAUGUAGAAUCAUGAAGGACCCGGAGUCACUGCAAAUGAUGAAUAGAACAUCCGGAGAGCACAUACCUCCGCCAAAGGCUAAACCCGCAUCUCGCAAUGCUUAAGAAAGUGAAAAUAAAUUCCUUGAUAUGUUCCUUGGUAUGUUUUUCCGGGACGUGCUUUAAAAUGUAAUGUGUUCUUCCUUGAGUCGUGUUCUGCCCAUCCGGAACAUUUCAUGGAAAUUGGUUCCGUAGUUUUUGCAUAAUCCUAACUAACAAACGAAACUUAAGGAGGGGGCACACUUUCACCAAGGCUCAACCGUCGAGCUGCACCAAAUUUCACAUACUCAUAGAUAUUAUUUCAGAUUGUUUCCAUUGAGAUCAUCUGGAUCUGCCCCAAGAUGGAAUAGGUUAUCCCCUGACCGAUACCACUCCCUCCCACCAAGUUUCCUGGUAAUCCAUGCAGAGGUUUUUGUGUAAUGUUGGACAAUAACAGACAAACAAAAAAACUAAUGAUUAAAACAUCAGCUCUUUGGCCAAACAACAAACAUGUUAUCCAGCUCUUCUCCGCAGUCCAGUUAGAAUGCAUCAGCCUCCGCGGCAGCUCUCUUAUUGGUGGCCUGUCCUUUCUCUCGUAACAUCAUAAUCCCGUGUGUCCCAGUGGGUUCCUGCACAACCACAGCAGCAAGAAAUCAAAGCUACCAUGUUUCACUAUGUGUUAUUAAUCAACUCCAAAACACUUCUUUAGGGCUCUCAGGUUUUAUUUAAUUAUAGAUACUUAUUCAACAUAUUAUACUGACAUUAUAAAAGUCUUGCUGAGUGCUUGAUGAGGAAAUCGAUAGCUUACCUCGCUCAUAUCCCAUAAGGUAGAUGUUAAGAUACAGCCAGCAGUGGGUUAGCGGGCGUUCAGAGCAAAAGUUGCACAAAAACCAAAGUUCCAUGUUGUAGUUGUAUGUGUCAGGCUUUGUUUGACUGGAAGCAGCUCCCGUACAAAAUAACCCUAAAAUGCAACUUGUAAUUUCGUAUUUAGUUGUUCUGUGCAGAUUAAACUAAAAAAUAAAAAUAAUGGAAUACAUAUGUUUUAGAUGUGCUGCUAUAGGAAGCUUUUGUUCUGAUGCUAAGCUAAGCUAACCAGCUGCAGGCUGUAGCGUCACAUUUACCACAUGGACAUGGUCGUGGUAUUGAUCCUCACCUUCCUCUCAGCAAAAAUGACAAAUAUUUCCUAAACUGUUCCUUUAAAAACAAAGACUGUCGGGGCAACAAACCUCUUUUCCUACCGGAAAGUAAAGGUUGUGUUUCUGCACACCGUGCUGCCCAGAUCACAUGUGGCAGCUGUCAACUUUGUCCAGUGCUCACUGGAUUUUAAAACUUUCAUUUGUCGGCAUCAUGACUCUUCUGCCUCUUGCCUUACAUUAACUCUCUGCUUCUGCCUACAUGCACCACAUUCACUCUCUUUUGUCUCAUGCCUCUCUCUCACUGUGACCUGACACCCGCUCAGUAGCAUCAGCAUGCGUGUGUGUAUGUCUGUGUGUGUGUGUGUCAUAUCAAUCGCUGUGUGUGUGUGUCUCUAUUCGAGUGGGUGGAAACGUGCAUGUGCUCAGGUGUGUGUUUUUACAUGGUUAUUCUGCUCUGUGGUCUGCUUACUCGUCACACUGGUCAGAUUUUGAAACCAGCAUGAGUGUGUUGCUGUGCGAGUCUGAAAAUGAAAUCUUACAGAUGGUGUUUUGGUAUCAGGAAACUGCCCACAUGGCUUUUCGUUUUGAUCUCAGCAGUCCACUCCUGUUGUGAGGUUUAGUUUUUUUUCAUUCAAAGACGAGAGGCGGCCGCUCGGGUCAUUUGCUGCUUAGCAAUGAGUCAGGGCUGCAAUUUGAAUAUAUCUGUGCAGCGACCACAUUAUUUUUUCGACCGUCUCGACAGUAACCUGUGACUUUUCUUGUCAUCUUCUCUGUCUUAUUUAUUCCGUCCCUUGUUCUCUGAUUCAGUUCAAAGAUAGCCGUCAUCAUGAUUCAUGGAUUUCAGUGUGAUUUCCAAAACAGCUCAAACAGCUGCUGAGAAAAUGUUUGUUUGUUUUUUUGAUUCCCAUUGUCCCCUCUGUCGUUCACUCUGAAUGAAUGUCUCCUCUGUCUUAUUUGUUUUUAACAGAUUUCCUUCAAUUGGAAUGAGAAAAUGUCUGUGAUGUAAAAUGUGCAACAAGAAAACAAUUGAUACAAUAAUAUAGCGUAUAUAUAUAGCUUCUAUAUAUAUAUAUAUAUAUAUAUAUAUUCAAAGACAAAGUAUAAAAUAUAAAGAGUACCACUUCGAUCUUUUCUAAGAAUGUAUUUUGAUUAUGUAAAUGAGCACUAUGAUUCUGCUUGAUUUAAAAAGAACAAAAAAAAAGCCUAUUCUAUAUGGUGUCUCUCAUAUCCUUUAGGUAUGGGGAUAAAACAGCAGCAUUAAAUAAAUGCAUGGUGAUCUUCUGUCUCCUGUUCAUAUUUAAAAAGCUCUGUCUAUUAACCAGCACUGUGUCAGUCAGUGAGACUGUAUCGUGAGGUCUGGCCUUUUCCCACAGGGCUUUGGAUGCUUAAAAAAAAAAAAAACUUUCUGGACGGGAUUUCUUUCUCUGUGUUUGCAUAUCGCUGCUGCUGCUAUGAACAACUCUGAUCCAAUCAGCCUCUGCUAUAAUGACCUUUGUUGUGUAAUUGAUCGAGGGUAUUCCAUUUUAAUGCAUCAACUGCAAGGACUUUUCAUUUACUUACGAAAUAAAGAGAAACAUUUACAGAAUAUGUCAA
Paralichthys olivaceus (Japanese flounder) is the source of this 7850-nucleotide messenger RNA. RefSeq names its product nitric oxide synthase 1 (neuronal) (gene nos1). NCBI's taxonomy places the organism in Eukaryota, Metazoa, Chordata, Actinopteri, Pleuronectiformes, Paralichthyidae. Gene Ontology annotation, molecular function: NADP binding; calmodulin binding; heme binding. Gene Ontology annotation, biological process: nitric oxide biosynthetic process. The record is from RefSeq and is a predicted model, not a curated record.